CGGAAACGCGGGCAUCCCCGGAGCAGGCGGUGAGGGAGGCUGGAGCCGGCGCUGAGUCUGCCUCUCCGCGCUGGGAGAGACUCUGCCGUCCGGGGGCGGUGUGGGGGAAACACAGCCUCCUCACUCUUCCUGCUGAUGCAAUCUGCGAGAGAGCCCGCGAUCUCGGCGGCGGGAGGGCCCGGCUGCAGUCCCGCCCGCCACGUGUCGCUGCCGCCACCCCGCGCUGCCCUGGGCAUCCAUUCCCGCCGCCGCCGCCCCGCGCUCCAGCCGCCCGCGCACCCCGCCCGCGCCUGGGACGCAGCCGGCUCGCCCUCCGCGCGGUCGCAGCGGUCCCCACGGCCCACGGAACCAUGAAGGCGAAAGAUCUAAUAAUCACACCAGCCUCCAUUUUAAAGGAAAAACCAGACCCCAGUACUCUGGUUUUUGGAACUGUGUUCACGGAUCACAUGUUGACGGUGGAGUGGUCCUCACAGUGUGGAUGGGAGAAACCACGUAUCAAGCCUCUUCAGAACCUGUCCUUGCACCCUGGCUCCUCAGCUUUCCACUACGCCGUGGAGUUGUUUGAAGGACUGAAGGCAUUUCGAGGAGUAGAUAAUAAAAUUCGACUCUUUCGGCCAAACCUCAACAUAGAUAGAAUGCACCGAUCUGCUGUGAGGGCCACUCUGCCGGUAUUUGACAAGGAAGAGCUUUUAGAGUGUAUUAAAGAGCUUGUGAAAUUGGAUCAAGAAUGGGUCCCCUAUUCAACAUCUGCUAGUCUGUAUAUUCGUCCCACGUUCAUCGGAACUGAGCCUUCUCUUGGAGUCAAGAAGCCUACCAAAGCCCUGCUCUUUGUAAUCUUGAGCCCAGUGGGGCCUUAUUUUUCAAGUGGAACCUUUAAGCCGGUGUCCCUUUGGGCCAAUCCGAAGUACGUGAGAGCCUGGAAAGGUGGGACUGGGGACUGCAAGAUGGGAGGGAAUUACGGCUCAUCCCUUUUUGCCCAAUGUGAAGCCGCGGAUCACGGCUGUCAGCAGGUUCUGUGGCUCUAUGGAGAAGAUAAUCAGAUAACUGAAGUUGGAACUAUGAAUCUUUUUCUUUACUGGAUAAAUGAAGAUGGAGAAGAAGAACUGGCAACUCCUCCACUAGAUGGCAUCAUUCUUCCAGGAGUGACGAGGCAGAGCAUUCUGGACCUGGCACACAAGUGGGGUGAAUUUAAGGUGUCAGAGAGGUACCUCACCAUGGAUGACUUGACAACAGCCCUGGAGGGGAACCGGGUGAGGGAGAUGUUUGGCUCUGGUACAGCCUGCGUUGUUUGCCCAGUUUCUGAUAUACUGUACAAGGGUGAGACCAUACACAUCCCAACUAUGGAGAAUGGCCCAAAGCUUGCAAGUCGGAUCUUGGACAAAUUGACAGAUAUUCAGUACGGAAGAGAAGAGAGCGACUGGACAAUCGUAGUGUCCUGAAUGGAAAAUACAGGAUAUCAUCUGUGUGCUGUUGAGACAGACUGUUGCAACUGAAUUACGGCAGAUUUCUUUAGUUACCUGUUUUUAGUUGUGCAUAGUGUAGUUUGUAUUGUCGGUGUUACCUGGGUGAUUGUUUCCUCAUGCUAGAGAAGACGAAUUGCAAUCAAGAGCUAUUUUGUAAACUUGGUAGCAGAAGCUUACUUUACCUUCUCUUGGAAAGAUGAUCAUGUAAGCCAUAUAGCAUAGAAUUUUCCUCAAUAAUCGUAGUGCCUCCCUUAAUACUUUACUCAGAUACACAGGUAUUUGUUUAUUCCUUAGCAUAAGUUACAUUUUCCUCAACCAAAUGAGUUUGUGUUUGAAAACUGAUCUGAGUAAAUUUCAUGGGUAACAUUUCCUAUGAUGUAUCUUCAUCUUCAGAAAAUGGUUCGGUUGUGUUUUGUUUUGUUUUUCAUAAUUAAGACUUUGAAAAACUGGUUCUCUGCCCUCCACAUUUUUUUUGCAGCCCCCCCCAAUGUCCGUCUCAAGGUAAAUCUCUCCCCUUCUUCCUGAUGUUGUCACAGUCUGCUCCAAGUUCUCCUUGUGCAGCGGCAAGACCUGUGCACAUUUCCACCAUUGCCCUUUCUGCAGUGUGUUAUAAUUGGCUGUUUGUCAGGCUCCAGUACAGGACAGAGGGUCUUGUGUCUGAGAGAUCUUUGUGGUCCCCUGCCUGGCACAUAAUAGAUACUCAUUAAAUAAUGAAUAACAUUUAGCUUCUAUAGAAGUGUACCACCUUUGUUUCUAUAUUAUGAAACCUCUUUAUUAGAAUUCAUGGUUGAUUCUGACAUUGUGCACACGUACCUCAUAUUUUCUUUAUUUUCCAGGGACUUCUAAAUCAUUAGAGAUACUCAAAGACAUAGCUUGUUGGAGGGCUUAUUUCGUAUUUGAAAACUGUCUUGAAAUUGAAAUAACAGCUCCAGCGAGGUCUUGCUAUCAUACCAACCAAAUGGAAAUGACAUUUGUUAGGUGUUAAGUACAAAAUAAAUCCUCCUCUCUAGCUUUUCGGUAGAAAGCAAAGAGGUAUACUUUGCUUUUUUAGGUGUUCAUUUCUGUUGAAUGGGGAUUGGAUGAUCACGUGAUUAGGGUGCAGGGAGAGCAAUUCUAGAUGUUAUUUUCCUCAUUUAGGAGUUGUGAGUUAGAAUUGAUUCCUGGUUUAUCUAGGGGAAAGUCAGAUCUAGCUAGAAAACAUUUACCCUUGGAAGGUCAACUCUCAGACAUUAUAUUUUGGUUUCCCUCAGUUCCAAUAACUUUCAUCUUGCUGAUCAUAUUUCAUUCUCUUUUCAGAGGAAGGGGAAAAAAAACAUUCUAAAAGUUUGAUGUGUUAGAAAAAUUUCCUUAAGGCAUUUAGCAGCACAUAGCAAAUGGGGCUUUGAUUCUUUUCCAAGACUUUUGGCCAUAGGGUCCUUUUAGAUAGGAAUGGUAAAAUGAAAAUUAGGAAAGUAUAAGAUAAAAAGGGAUAGUAAAAAUAUCUUUUGGGGGCUUUUAAUUGGCAAACUGAAAUCUUGGAAGAGUCUGUUCUUUUCGGGCCUCAAGUACUUUAACUGUCCUCUACACACAUUCACCAAAUUCUAAGGGUAUGCACUUGCCUUGGCUAAAUCCUGUGACCUCGUUUUUAACUGAGUAGUCCAGAAAAGACUUAAAGGUAAUUCUAACCUGUCAAGUAGCACUUAAUAACUAGAUUCACAUUUCUAUGACAAACGGAAAUCAUUUGUUUGCCAUAAAUACAUUUUAUACUUUGCAUCUCUAAAUUUAGUAUGGCAACACAUGUCCGUCGUAGAAGUUAGAGAACAAUAUGUCUUGACAUUAUGUCUCUAUAAUUUCUUUCAUCAAACCUUAAGAGCAUUUUAAGCCCUUUCUACCAGAUGGAGUGAAAACGAAGGAUAUACAUUUUAAAACUGGAGGUCUCCUAAAACAGAGAACACAAUCUGCCAUUCUCUUUUAAGUAAUAAGACAGAAAAUUGACCUUGACACUAACUUGUUAAAUAGAUUUAAAAGGAACAUCUGCACAUCUUUUUUCCUUGUGCACUAUUUGUUUAAUUACAGUGGAUUAAUACAGCAAGAGUGACACAUUAUAACUAGGCAAUUAUCCAUUCUUCAAGACUUAGUUAUCCUAACACUAAUUGAUCAUUUAUGGCGUAAGAUAGUCUAGCAUUAGGAACAUGUGAGGCUAAUCUGCUCAAAAAGAUCAACAAAUUAAUAUUGUUGCUGAUAUUUGCAUAAUUGGCUGCAAUUAUUUAAUGUUUAAUUGGGUUGAUCAAAUGAGAUUCAACAAUUCACAUGUGCAUGAAUAUAAACAGAACUGGUGGCACUUAGAAUGAUAAUGAUUAACUUAUUUUGCAUGUUCUCUUCCUCCCACUUUUUUUUUUUUUUCAGUUUUUACAUUUCAGACCAAGUUUGUCAGCUUUUUCCUAAACACAUGGGUAGAAACCAGGAUUUUAAAAUGAAGUGUUCAGACAUAAACAAAACUUGGGCAUUUCCUAAAGAGACUUGCUGUUAGAAAUGUUCUUGGUUACAGUGAUUUAUUAAGGAUUCCAUUCAUGACGCACCCAAAGAACCAGCCACUGCAAGGGUAUGCAGCUCACUCUCUGGGACCUGCAACCAGCAGGAAUGAAUACACUAAUCCCUGUUUUUACCUUUGCUUUCAAAAACGCAAAGGAAGGAAAAAAGGGAAAGAAAUAAGAGAAAACUUGUUAGGUAAUCAUGGGUUUUGUUUUGUUUGGUAAACACCCUCUAUUUUUUUCUUGAAAUAUUACCAUUUAAAAAAAAAAAAAAAGGUCACCCACUGUGGCAGCACGAUAGGUAACACCACCUACAUGACAUGCAGAGUCAACGCUCCCAGAGUUAGGAGAAGCCUACGUUAGAUGCCAUAAAUUAUCUUCUUCAUUGUAUCCAUUUUUUUUGCUUGACGUGAUUGUACCUAAACAAGGGGUCUCGCUUUCCUCACAUCAGCACUCUUGAACGCUUGAGGCGAUUAGUGGGUGUAUUUUGGUCGGAAGAAUGGUAGGAGCCUCUUCAUUAAGGUGGUAGGAUCAGCUCCCUCCACUUUAGGGGAGAUGUGCUAUAAAAUCAACCGCCAGAACAAGUUUAUGCUCCCCAUUCCCACUCAGCGCUCAGUCACUGUGUUCUUUUUCCUUACAAAAUUCCUGUUUGAAAGUAUAUGUUCAGUUUACCAUUAUGAUUGGGAAAAUGACAAUGCUUGUCCACUUUAUCUUUUCUAAAACAUUUAGGGCAAUCAGGAUUCAUUAGAGGGACUAAAGCGAAGGGCUUUAGAGAAACAUUGUAAGCAUCCCCUAUUUCAUGUUCUGAUGCUAUUAGAGGGACUAAAGUGAAGGGCUUUAGAGAAACAUUGUAAGCAUCCCCUAUUUCAUGUUCUGAUGCUAAAUGUGAUCAAACAAUUCUUUGUAAUGUGGAUUUUUUCUUUUGUGGCUAUGCGGAAGCUUAAGUUGUAAAUAGUAAUGCUCACAAAUAGUUUUAGUGGACACUUUAUAACAGCUGUCACUUUGUUUUACCACAACUAGAAUUUGUUCACCUGUUUUCCAGAUAUCUCCCCCCAAAGGAGACAAAGAGUACCAGCUAUUUGAUAAGCAUUACUUAUGACAAACAUCAUAAACAUUAUAGUUCAUUUGGUCAAUUAAUUAGAUAAAUGUUGUGUACCCACAAAGUUGAAUCUAACGUAACUAGCAAUAGGGAUUAGGAAGUUAGUUUUAGAAAAUAAAUAGUACAUAAACAUUGUAUUCAUGGAGUUGAUACUCUACUACUUAAGCAAAUUUUUAGAUAAAAAAAAGAAAUAUUUAAUGCAGUUAGAUAGUAAGGAGAUAACAGAACACAUCUCUCAUCAAGAAAUCACAAUGAACAUUUUCAUCUCAUUUUUUUAAAGGAAAUUUGCCCCUAUUUUCAUUCCUUCCUUCCUUCUAGUGUGAAACUGCUCAGUAGGGUUAGUAUUUAGAGGUUAUUAGCCACUGUCUACAUGGUGUGGAUUCCCUCUUGGUUUACUGCUUACUGCCAAUCUACCUGGUGCCUUUGUUAACUACUUUCCUUGGAGCAGUGUUAACUUAACAUAGUUCAUCUAACAAAAGAUCACCUUAACUUAGAGCAUCCUUUCUUGUCUUAAACUCAAAGUCUGGUAUUACUGAAAUAAAAUAUUCCUAGGAUGUGUUUUUCUGGAAAAUAUCUAUAAUGAAUCAAACUGUUUAGAGUGUUAGCUUGAAAAUGAUGGAUCCAGCUACUCAGAAAAAUCACAGGUGGAAGAGUAAUAUAACAACGAUUUUUCAUGGUUUGAGGUUUCAAAAGAAAGACCAUUUAAGGUAUUGCAAUGAGAUUAUUGUAUUCGUCAUUGCCAAAACACCCUUGAAGAAAUUCAAAGGUAGAAGAAAGUGAUUUUUCUCUUCCGCAUACAUACUCUAUGACAAGACUUCUCAGAUAUUAAUUUGGGGAGGCUUGAUUUUAAAAAGUCAACAAGAUAUAAUAGCAUUUGUGGGUAAAUAAUUCCCUGGGAUUAGAUAUAAGUAAAUAUAUUUGGGUUAGUAAAUGGUAAAGGCAUGAAAUUCAGUAUUAGAAAUGAACCAGUCUUUAAAAUCUGGUGAGCAAAAUGACAGAAGUCUUAAGCAAUCGUAUUCUGUCUGGAGCUAUAUUUUUCCUACCACCAUAGACCUUGUUAAUAAGGCCUGAAACUUGGGUUGCACAAUGUCCAGUUUCCAGAAUCCACUGUUGGGACGGUGAGAAUUGACAAUAAGCUGUGGUAUGAGAAUGAAUUGAAAUACGGUUUCAUUGAUGGAUUUCUCUGCACAUCCAUUUCACAAUGGCUAGGUUGCCUGUUACUAAAUUAUGGGGAAACUUUUAAUUAGAGAUGUCAGAAGAAGAACUCAAGGUAGAGGAAGGAAUGCGGGGGGGGGAUCAAAUUUGCUUCUGUGUUGUCCAGAGAAUCUUUUCCUCAUUCUGCCAGCCAUAGGCACCUUCAGCUUUCAACAUAGGUGCCAAAUACAAAUAGUGCCAAUGAGGAAGGGGCUAAAUAGAGUGGCCAGUUCCUCAGACACUAGAAUUAGGCCUUGAUCUUGAGGUAAUAAUCUGAUGGUCUUGUUACAUGGAAACCACUUCACUACAAAUUUAGCUAAGACUUUAUUGUAUAAUUGCAACCGUCUGUAAGCUCUAUUGUGUCAUUUCUUCAACAAUUUAAGAUUUGUGAAGCUUCUUGAGGCUGAAAAAAUAAGCACAAGGAGUGGAUUGUGCCUUUUGCCCUGCCCCCCUCCCCUCCCCCCCCCUUAAAAAUACAAUUUACCACCAUCCCAUUUUCCUUGGUGAAGGUUAAGUGAUUUGGAAAUCAGUUGAAUAUUGACAUUUAGUUUUAAAUUAAAAUCAUGUUGCAGUUUCCCUAAGUUGAUUUCGCAGUGGUCAUUAAAGUCAUUCUCAGGGUUAACGCAGGAAUGCAAGUAUCUGCCUCAAUUUUUACUUCAUUGAUAACAUUUUGAAGAGUGCAGGAAUUCUCUCAACUGUAUGGCUGUGUAAGUAGAUUUUGAAUGAACUCUUACGAAUAAGCUAGCUAAUCUGGAUGUAUCUAUAAAUUCUGCAGAUGUUUCCCUGGUGACCUCUGAGAAUGAAUGAUGGUUCUGUAGUGGACUCAAGUAGCUAAUAAACAGAGCCUAACCCACUGUUGUGAAGAAUUUGCACUUGCUUGAUAGUGGUGGCUGAGAGAAAAUAAGUAGUUUGAGGAAGUAGUUUUUAAAUCAGAUUUUACUGAUAGAAACAGGAGUGUAUCAGCUUAACUAUGGAAUUUUUAGAAUGUGUUGUCGUGCGUCUAAAUCUAAUUGCAAUGAAAACGCCCAGCCUUUCAGUCUCUCGAAUUUCUCUAGUUGUGUAGUAAUUCUUGAAAUCCUCUUUAAGGAAAAUCAAGGAGAACGCUUUGUAAAGAAGGCUUGGCCUUCUGGAAGAGCUGUUUACAGGUUAUGUGAAAGGACUUAAACUCAUUGAAAGUGUAGUGGAAAUGUGGAGAACAAUGUGGGUAAAGGAAACUACCUCACUCUUUGAAGGUUUUGUAGAAGCACAAUUAAACCUCCUAAAAUGGCUUUGUCACAUAUGAACCAUCUGGUGUGAAAGAGCUCUAUAUUUGUAGUGUCUAAAGGACCUGGGAUAAUUGUAUUUUGCUGGCAAUAGACACAUUCUUUAUUGUUUGCAGAUUCCUCAUCAAAUCUUUAAUUACACACUUGUUUCUGCCAUCAAUAAAACAACUUAAAAGAA
Molecule: messenger RNA, 7706 nt
Organism: Lutra lutra (Eurasian river otter)
Lineage: Eukaryota; Metazoa; Chordata; Mammalia; Carnivora; Mustelidae
Gene: BCAT1
Product: branched chain amino acid transaminase 1
Exons: 10
Coding region: 351-1439 (362 amino acids)
Biological process (GO): L-leucine biosynthetic process; L-valine biosynthetic process
Cellular component (GO): mitochondrion
Molecular function (GO): branched-chain-amino-acid:2-oxoglutarate transaminase activity
Source: RefSeq, a predicted model, not a curated record